Panicum hallii is the source of this 867-nucleotide messenger RNA. Its product is annotated as 23 kDa jasmonate-induced protein-like. The transcript has 2 exons. NCBI's taxonomy places the organism in Eukaryota, Viridiplantae, Streptophyta, Magnoliopsida, Poales, Poaceae. The coding region runs from base 89 to 601 and encodes 170 amino acids. The record is from RefSeq and is a predicted model, not a curated record.
CUUCGGUGCAGUAGUGAACGAUGAUACGCUGCAUGAAUUGCGCUUACCCGUAACGCGGGAAAACCGGGCACAGGUGGCCUGGAGUCGUAUGUACAUCGAUGACAAGAAGGGCCAGGCGUCCAAGUAUGUUGCCAACCUCAAGGACAUGUAUGGCACCGGGGUGUCCACGUGGUGUCUACUCUACAAUGCCACCGGCGACAGCCUCCGCUACUCCAACAGCCACAGCUGGUUGGGGGGCAGCAUCUACAACCCAGGAUACCCCGAAGAGAUAGGCAAUGGCCAGUGGGCGGCCUUCCUUCACGUCCACGGCGAAGUAAUGGUGGGCUCCUUAGGAGCCGUCGUGUACCGCGGCAAGAACAGACAUGGCCAGGACCAGGACUUUCUGCUCGCCUGGUCUACUCCGUGGAAUCCGAUUUACACCAACAAGGCGUAUUGUGAGUUUGGCCCUGUCAACAUCUACGAAGAACGUUGGGAUGAGAUGGCAAAUAGACUGGACCAAUCUGGGUAUGUUUCACACUUUACAGUCGAUGGUGUUGAGGUCCAUGCAGAAACGGAACGCGGGGGUAGUCCUAUGUUUACUGCAACGAUCAAAUUAUCCUAGAGUGGUCUAUGAUCGCGUACCUACAUAUAUAUAAUUCCUGCAUUUUACUUUAUGAGCGCAUCUUGUCUGGUGGUCGUACUGUAGUUACCUGUUUGCAUUAUAUAUUUUUGCUUGUAAUCGUCGCUCUAUAUAUAUAUGUUGUGCUAGUGUAAACAUGUGAUGUACUCUUUUCCUUAUGGGGAAGCUCCAUUAUCCUGGGGUGUAAGGUUUUUAACGAGGCAGUCACAUUGUAUACAUAUAUCAAUAAAGUUGCUAUGUUUCCCCAA